Molecule: messenger RNA, 2193 nt
Organism: Fulvia fulva
Lineage: Eukaryota; Fungi; Ascomycota; Dothideomycetes; Mycosphaerellales; Mycosphaerellaceae
Product: LEC14B protein
Exons: 3
Coding region: 1-2193 (730 amino acids)
Biological process (GO): proteasome-mediated ubiquitin-dependent protein catabolic process
Cellular component (GO): Cul4-RING E3 ubiquitin ligase complex
Molecular function (GO): protein binding
Source: RefSeq, a predicted model, not a curated record
AUGUCUGCAUCUAGAGACGCCUUUUCGCCGGCUGCGUCGUGGCAGACGGAAACGGAUGAUGACGAGAUGGACUUUGAGCUCGCCAGCGACGAAGUGACACCCUCCGUAGACGACGCCGAAGAAGAGGACGAAGGCGAGGGGACGACGCUUUACUACGAUGCGGAAGAAGGAACGUUAAGAGAUGCAGAUGGCGAUGAGGUCAGAUUCGAGGUCGGCGACUCAGAAGAGCCGGAAGAUCAAGACGAGAACGAGGAGGAAGACGAGGAGGGAGAAGGCGGUCGAACACCCCAGCAAGACCAACCCCAAGCCACAGCACAAACAAUCACAAUAACCCAGCAGCAGCUAAUGCAAUUCCUCUCACAUCCGGGCCUGCGAGGCAUGUUCGCGAACAGUGGCAUUGCGACGCGAUCGCAGGUGCGGAGGGCACAUGUGCAGCUUGACGAGGGGGAACAGGAUGAUGACGAGCAGGAGUACCUGGGCUAUGGUGUGAGACGAAACGCGCGGAGGCGACGAGCACCUGUUGGAGACCGAUACCCACCCAUUCCGAAUCCGGAGGGGAAGAAGUUGAUGGAUAGUGGGCAGUUUGGCUCGAAUGAUCGGUGCGAACAUACUACGUGUGGUGCACCUCUCUCGAACGAUACCCUCAGAAAGCGUAAGAAGCUGGCCAGGAGGAUGUUUGACCGGGAGAUGGGUGUGGAGAACCGUGGUCGCGCUCGUGCGCUUGGUGGACUUGCAUCGCAGGAGCUGAUACCCGGAAGUAAGGCGGACCUCAUCAUCAACCUCAACGCACGAUGUUAUUCUGGACAGUUCUCGGAGGAUGGCAGCUUCUUCUUCGCCUGUGGUCAGGACUUCAAGGUGCGCAUGUACGAUACGAGCAAUCCUUACGACUGGAAGUACUACAAGACGGUACAUUACUAUGGUGGACAGUGGACGAUCACAGAUGCAUCUCUAUCACCGGACAACAAGCUACUGGCGUACAGCAGUAUUCGGAGUCAAGUGUGUCUGGCGCGAACAGAGCAGGGCGAUAUGUCAGAUCCGCAGCACCUGGACUUCAGCGACAUGGGUCGCGGCGGGCAUGGAGGCGGUGGCGGUGGUGGGUGGGGACGAAGUCGAGGGCACUUUGGCAUCUGGUCGCUUCGCUUCUCUGGUGAUGGCCAGGAGAUCGUGGCUGGUACCUCAGAUCAGUCGGUCUAUGUGUACGACAUUGAGACGAAGAGGAGCAUCCUGCGCAUUCCUGGGCACACCGAUGAUGUGAAUGCUGUGUGCUUCGGUGAUAAAAUGUCACCGCACAUUCUCUACUCCGGCUCUGACGACACCACACUCAAGGUCUGGGAUCGACGAUCACUGGCCAGCAUGAGACCGGCUGGUAUGUUCUUGGGACACACCGAAGGUCUGACCUACAUCGACAGCAAAGGUGACGGACGCUACGUGAUCUCAAAUGCCAAGGACCAAACCUGUAAACUCUGGGACCUCCGAAAGAUGAUCUCCACCGACGACGGCGAACGCAUCAAUCCACAAGACUACACCACAAAUUUCGACUACCGCUUCUCACCCUACGACACCGACGACCACACCCCUCACCCGAAAGACUGCUCUCUCGUUACCUUCCGCGGCCAUCGCGUCCUCAAAACUCUUAUCCGCUGCCACUUCUCCCCACCCGGCUCCACCGACGGCCGCUACAUCUACUCCGGCUCCCACGAUGGCAAAAUCUACGUCUGGAACCUCGACGGCACCCAAGCCGGGGCGCCCAUCAACGUCCUCGCCGCCACAAAGAACUCCCGCCCCGUCGAUGACGAACAAUACGUCGACCGCUACGACUACUACGGCCGCGGCGGAGUCUGGAAGACAAUCGUCCGCGACUGCUCAUGGCACCCCUCCGCCCCUGUCAUCGCCGCCACAUCCUGGAAUGGCUGGGACCAUGGUCUAGGCACCUGCACAGUCCACAGCUGGAACGACGGAAUGGAAACGGACGAAGUCGGCGAGCCUGACGAGGCAGAAUGCAAAUCUGGCGCUGCGUACGCCAAGGCUUCGAGCCUGGGGGCUAGUCCGAUGGGGGCCCGCGUUACGGCGCACUUGCAGCAUGAUCAGAGGUAUUAUGGGCAGCCUAGCAAUAAUGCGAAUCAGACGAGUCGGAGGACGAGGUUGAGGGAUAGGAUUGGGUUGGGGGCGCUGUGGGGUGGGGAUGAGGAUUGA